Molecule: messenger RNA, 654 nt
Organism: Effrenium voratum
Lineage: Eukaryota; Dinophyceae; Suessiales; Symbiodiniaceae
Source: the annotation of a GenBank genome assembly
AUGUCGAAGCUCAACGUGGACAAUCUGAAGAAGGGCAUUGGUCAGAUCCUUGACGGAAGCAAGGAGAAGCAGCGCAAGUUCCUGGAGACCGUUGAGCUCCAGAUUGGCCUCAAGGACUACGACACCCAGCGAGACAAGCGCUUCGCAGGUACCAUCAAGUUGCCGCACGUGCCUCGCCCUCGCUUGAAGGUCUGCGUUCUUGGAGAUGCUGUGCACUGCGAGCAAGCCCAGCGUGCGAACAUUCCGUUCAAGAGUGUGGAGGAUUUGAAGAAGUUGAACAAGAACAAGAAGAUGGUGAAGAAGCUGGCGGACAGCUUUGAUGCCUUUGUGGCAUCUCAGGUGCUCAUCCCGCAGAUCCCGAGGUUGUUGGGCCCUGGCUUGAACAAGGCCGGCAAGUUCCCCACCCUGGUGCAGCACGCGGACAACCUGGAGACCAAGGUGACCGAGGUCCGGAGCCAGGUGAAGUUCCAGCUCAAGAAAGUGCUGUGCAUGGGCGUCGCGGUUGGCAAUGUCGGCAUGACGCCGGAUGAGCUGAGGCAGAACUGCCUGAUGGCAAUUAACUUCCUGGUGUCUUUGCUCAAGAAGAACUGGAACAACGUGAAGCGUCUGCACAUCAAGAGCACCAUGGGGAAGCCUUUCACCAUCUAUGGCUGA